Petromyzon marinus (sea lamprey) is the source of this 1987-nucleotide messenger RNA. The record is from RefSeq and is a predicted model, not a curated record. Lineage: Eukaryota; Metazoa; Chordata; Hyperoartia; Petromyzontiformes; Petromyzontidae.
UUAAAAUAUUAGAUUCCUUUGAUACAUUUUGUUCAUGUCAAGCUGUGUAUUGUAACCAUGUUAACCUUGAAGCUGCUGUUUGCGCACCAAAGGCAUGGGUUCACAUUCCGGGCAGUGUCUCUUGAUGUCAGUGAUGACAAUGAAAAUAUUUUAAGUAUUUUACUUCCUUAUUCACCGUCACUAUAAGAGAGAGGUCCUGGUUAAGCGUCUCUCUGAGCCACACAGCGAGCGAUCUCAGCGAAACCCAUGAGUCAUGGCUAGCACGACUCCCAGUGAGAGUGUGGAUAGUGAGCUGCGCUGCUCCAUCUGCCUGGGCACGUUCGUCUGCCCCUCCACGCUAAGAUGCGGACACUCGUUCUGCCUCCAGUGCCUGGAGGCCGCCUGGGAGACGGCGAGCAGCUUCAGCUGCCCACAGUGCCGAGCGACCUUCCCUGCACGACCCCAGCUGAGGAAGAACGUGGCCCUCGCCAACCUGGCGGAGCAGUUCAGAGUUGGAGAUGGGAUGGCCACGGCCAUUGUUUGUGACAUCUGCGGUGACGGCCAGACUUCUGCAGUGAAGACUUGCCUGAUAUGCGAGAUGUCCUACUGUUUUUCACACUUCAGGACUCACGUGGAGAAUCCCAGGUUGAGAGACCAUGCUGUAGUGGAUCCCAUUGCGAGCUUGGAUGAGCGAAAAUGCCCUCAGCACAGUGAGGAGCUGAAUUUCUACUGCACAGUAGACAGCAGCCUGGUCUGUUCAUCUUGCACCAUCUCAGUUAAACACAAAGGGCACAUGGUCACCACGUUGAAGGACGAGCACGAGAGACGAAAGACGCGCGUAGGGGAGGAGACGCGAGCGGUGGAGGAGAAGAGGAAGGAGGUGGAGGAGUCUGUGAAGCGGAUAGAGGCCACUCGCAAGGAAGUGCAGGAUAUCAUUACCAAGACCAAGGUUCGCAUCUCAGACCAUUUCUCCCGCAUGAGAGCGGUAGUCGACGAGGACGAGAGGGAGGCUCUACGUCGCGUUGAGGUGAAGGGGCGUGAGCUGCUGUCCCGGAUCGAGGAGGAUAUCGCUCGUCACGAGUGGGAGAUCGGCGAGCUCCAGGCAGCGGCCGCUCACCUGCGCAUUUUGCAGCACGAGAGGGACUCGCUCACCUUCCUGCAGGUUCACAUGAAGGAGACGCUCAGUAUGACUACAACACAACAGAACACAACACGCAGCGUGCGUGUGUUUGUAUACACGCUACGUGAACUGCUUGUGCCGCUACUGCGCACGCAUCGCCGUGACCGCUGUGCGGGCGUCAUCGCUGUCCUCACCACAGAUGGAUGCUCACCAACUCUGGACACAAACUCAGCCUACAACCGCUUCCAGAUUUCCUCGGAUCUCAGGACGGUGACGGUGGGCGAUGUCUCCCAGGGUCGCCCCCAUCACCCACACCGCUUUGAUUGCUGGUCACAAGCCCUGUGCUCUGAGAGCUUCUCAUCGGGUCAGCACUACUGGGAGGUGGACGUGGGGAGCGCGGGGCUGUGUUGGAUUGGAGUUGCGUACGGGAAGAUCCCACGGAGAGGGCGUGGUGCUGAUUGUGGCCUGGGGGGGAGUGACGUCUCCUGGUGUCUACAGAAAGCUGGUAAAAGCUUCUCAGUGCGGCAUGGCGGGGUAGAGACCUCACUAUCGGUGCCGGAGCCUCCGCGGAGAGUCGGGGUUCAUCUGGACUGGGACGCGGGGCUGCUAUCGUUUUACAGCGCUGACUCGAUGGCACUGCUGUACUCGUUUCACCAAGCCUUCACAAAUUCCCUAUAUCCUGGGCUGCUGGUGGGGUGUAAAGUUGGUGACUCAGUGAGGAUUGUGGAUCUGUGUGGUGCGUCCUGAGACAGGUGAACGUGAACAGCGCAGAGGGCAGACGCCACGACGCACGGCGCUCGCCACCCUCGUCACCGUCACGCGCAGCGCCACGCCCGUGACUGGCUGGUGGCUGUCGGUGGCUAGGGGCUGCGUGGCUCUCCAUCACAA